GUUUUAGCGGACUAAGCUAUGAUGGAAAAAACCGAAUUUCAACAGAAAUUGUUGCAAUAUGGAAUCGAUGGGAUGAUGGGUGCCUGCAUUGCUGUAGGAACAAGGCUUCGUUUGUUUGAAGCGCUAGCUAAGGUCGGAAACCAAAGCAACCCGGCUACUCCCGCUCAGGUCGCAGACGAGAGCGGAUGCAAGGAAAGGUACGUACGUGAGUGGCUAGCUGCUUUGGGAACUGGUGGUAUCAUAUCUGUAACGGAAGAUGAAAAAUUCUUCAUCAAACAAGAGGACGUGAAAGAUCUGACGUGCACUCCCGAGUUGCUUUCGAUCUCAUUCUUGCCUAAUUUUCUCAGACCGUACGAAAAACUUUGCAGCGUAAUAAAGAAAGAAGGCCCUCCAGGUUUGGACUACGCCGAUUACACAACGGAAUGCUUCGAAGUGAUAGACAGACUCAGCGAAGCACUCCACAAGGAUCAUCUUGUCACUGACUUCAUUCCUGCACUUGGACCGGACAUGAAGGAAAGGCUGGAGAAAGGUAAAAUGCUUUGUCUGGAUAUCGGAUGUGGUAAAGGACUCCAUGCAUUUCAUUUGGCUCAAUGCUUCCCAAACUCCAAAUUCAUAGGGAUUGACUCAAGUUUCGAUGCAAUUCGCUUAGCCAAGAAGAGAAGAGAUGAGAACAGCAACAAAAUCGACAAUCUGUAUUUUAUGCAAAUGAAUGGCUCCAAAAUGGAUCCUUCAUGGAAUAAUGCUUUUGAUAUGGCCAUGAUCUUCGACGCAUGUCAUGAUCAGACGAGACCUGAUCUGUGUAUGAAGGAGAUAUACCGUGUGCUGAAGCCUGGAGGAGUUUUCGGAAUGGUAGAGAUACAUGGAACAUCUAGCAUUUACCAGGAUAAAAAGGAAGACGGAGCGAUGGCGGCUAUGUAUUAUGGAUAUUCGCUGCUUCAUUGUCUUCCAGUAGGCAGCAACUCUGAAGAUGCCCUUUGUCUUGGUGCGAUGUGGGGAGACAAGCGAGGUCUGGAACUACUCAAAGACGCUGGUUUCAGCGAGGUUACUGUGCAGAAUCCACCCUAUUUACCGCAUUCUGCGUUGUAUAUUUGUAAAAAGUGAUGAGAUUUUUUUUGCUUUCAGUUAGUGAAUUAGAAAUACUUGCACUUAUCUAUAUAAGUUAUUGCUGCCGUUGAGUAAAUCUCAGAAAUACG
Cylicocyclus nassatus is the source of this 1193-nucleotide messenger RNA. Lineage: Eukaryota; Metazoa; Nematoda; Chromadorea; Rhabditida; Strongylidae. The record is from the annotation of a GenBank genome assembly.